AUGAACCCAUUAACCGAUCCAGCCGAUUUACUAAUCAUCAUAUUAGAUUUAAAUCCAUCUUCAUGGUCGAAUUUUAAACACCAAUCAACAUCAUCAGAAGAGUUUAUUGAACUCACAUCUUUCUUGGAAACAGUCUUGGUAUUCUCAAACACACAUUUAUCAAUAAGACAUGAAAACUCUUUAGCAAUUUAUGCUUCAAUGAUUGGAACUAGUGAAUUGUUGUAUUCUACUUUAGAAAAUGGGGUUAAGAAUGAUUCGGUUUCGGGGCAUAGAGAUUCUAAUACGUAUCAAACUUUUAGGGUUUUGGAUGAUUGUGUUUCUGAUUGUGUUAAGAAAUUGAUGAAAGUUAAUGAUCAAGAUUUGAAAAGUGGUCAACCUACUGGUACAGUUAAUGCAUUAGCUAAAGCUUUAUGUCAUAUCAAUCGAGUAACCAAAGAAGAAACCCGACCAAAAGAUUCCCUAAAACCAAGAAUCCUAAUCAUAAGUAUUUCACCCGACUCACCCGGCCAAUAUAUUCCCAUGAUGAAUUGUAUUUUUUCAGCUCAAAAAUCUUGUAUUCCAAUUGAUGUUUGUAAAAUCACAGGAGAAGAUGCAGUUUUUUUACAACAAGCUUCUUACUUGACUAAUGGGAUUUAUUAUAGACUUGAAAAACCUAAAGCUUUGAUCCAAUACUUGACUAUGAUCUUUCUUCCAGGUGUAAGUAUACGAAAAUCUUUGAAUUUGCCUCAACAAGAAGAAGUCGACCUACGUGCUGCAUGUUUUUGUCAUCGAAAGAUUAUCGAUCUUGGUUAUGUUUGUUCAGUUUGUUUAUCAAUUUUUUGUACACCUAUACCGGUUUGUUCGACUUGUAGAACUAAGUUUCCGAUGAGUACUUUGAAAAGAUUGAUGGCUACUAAACCGAAAGUGAAAGCUAAGUCUGUUCAUCAACUUGGAUCACAAGUUGGUGCUUAA
This is a messenger RNA of Melampsora larici-populina 98AG31, 951 nucleotides long. RefSeq lists its product as uncharacterized. The transcript has 8 exons. NCBI's taxonomy places the organism in Eukaryota, Fungi, Basidiomycota, Pucciniomycetes, Pucciniales, Melampsoraceae. The record is from RefSeq and is a predicted model, not a curated record. Gene Ontology annotation, biological process: regulation of DNA-templated transcription; nucleotide-excision repair. Gene Ontology annotation, cellular component: transcription factor TFIIH core complex; transcription factor TFIIH holo complex. The coding region runs from base 1 to 951 and encodes 316 amino acids.